Messenger RNA from Vombatus ursinus (common wombat), 2052 nucleotides. RefSeq lists its product as uncharacterized. Gene Ontology annotation, molecular function: protein binding. Bases 1 to 2052 code for a protein of 683 amino acids. The record is from RefSeq and is a predicted model, not a curated record. Lineage: Eukaryota; Metazoa; Chordata; Mammalia; Diprotodontia; Vombatidae. The transcript has 11 exons.
AUGGCAUCUCCACUCUCUAGCAGCUCAUCCAGAGGCUGUACUAGUCCUCAGGAUGGGACUGACAGUGAAAUCAUGGAGUGUGCCCAAAGGCAGCCCAGUGUGAAGCAACCAAGUGUCCCAACUCAGGUGACUACCCGUGAAACAGAAGGGGCCAGCAAGAAAUGGAGAGGAUCCAUGAUGACUGUAUUAACUAAGGCACUAAAGCAAAAACUUAUCUCCCAAAGUGGUCGUAAAUUCACUAGUACUGCCUGUGGUUCCAUGCUGGAGAAGGAUCUUGAAGAUCUGCCCAAUCCUUAUGAAAACUCUGGCAUUUUGUCACUUUGGGAUACUGAGGAACCAAAUAUAGAGGAUGAAUACAGGGGCAUUUUUGAAGUUUUGUGCAACAGCAACUAUAUUAAAGCCUGUUUCCAAAAGCAUUUCCCACCUAUCACUGGAGAGGACAACUUGCCAGUGUCUCCUCUAGAUAUUCAAGUUUCUAAUCUGGAAGCAUUUAUUAAAGAAACAUUGGGAAACAGUGACUGGGAAGAAAUGAGCCCUGGACCAACUUUUCUCAAAGAGGACCCUGUGGAAUGUCAAAUGGGAGAGUUUAUCGAGUUGAAUUCUGAAAGAGAUGAGGAAAGUAAUAAUGAAAAAACUGACAUACCAUUGUCAGCCCAGAAGCAAAGGAUUCUGAAAGAUUGGAAAUGGGAGAUAAACAAACUCAUAAAGCUUUCAAAUGAAUUGCCAUCAAGAGAUGCAAGAGCCAGUGACAGUUCCCAGGAGGAAGCAAUUGACCAAUGGGCCAAAAGACGGAAGCAGUAUAAAGAAAGCAAAAAGUGCAGCUCAACUGGAGGGAGUUCAUAUGCCAGUAACAUUACUGAAGGAUCAAUUACUUCAGAGGAUGGUCACUCAGUGGAUCUUGGUAUGCGAAAUGAAAUUGAGGAGAAAGGAUUCUACACUGAGAAUUUUCAUUCGGCAUCAUGGGUUUUCAGAGGAGAUGAUGAAAAUCCUGAAAAUAGUCCUAGAUGUCUUAGUAAAAAACCCCAACCAGUAGCUGUUCGGGAACGGACUGUGAGAAUAUCCAAAGGAACUGGUGAUUAUCCUUGGGGAUUCCGCAUUCAAUUCUCCAAACCGAUCUUGGUGACAGAAGUGGACACUAACAGCACAGCUGAAGAAGCUGGGCUCCUGAUUGGAGAUAUUGUGCUGGCUGUCAACGGCACUGAUGUCACCAGUGUUGCACAUUCAGAAGCUGUGAAUCUUGCAAGAAAAGGCCCAGAUGUUCUAACCUUAGUGGUAGGAUCAGACAUCAGUCGCUGUCCCAACACCCCCUGGCCUACCUGUCGUGGCUACCUACACAAAAGGACUCACUCAGGGUUCCUGAAGGGUUGGAGGAAGAGGUGGUUUGUACUGAAGCAUGAUGGUUAUCUUCUCUACUACAAACAGAAAAAGGAUGAAGGAAAAUGUCGGCCACUGGAUGUAACAAAAUUAGAAGGUGCAGAAAUUGAAAUAGACAGCAGCUUGGGCAAACCAUUUGUGUUUAAAUGUGUGCCCCAAUCUGGAACCAGGACUUUUUGCCUCUGUGCCACCUCAAACCAAGAGAUGAAAAGGUGGCUAGAAGCAAUGGACAAAGCUGCACAUCCUGUCUGUCAGAAUCAUGUCUGGAUAGAUGUAACACUACACAACAGCAGUCUUCCACCCUUGGCCAUCAAGAAUCCAGAGUGUCUAGGUCUCCUACACCAGCUGGAUAGGGAUCAGGAUGUUUGGGCCCAAUAUUACUGCAUUCUGAAGGAUGGCUGUCUGUAUUUCUACGCCAGCAUUCGCUCCACUCAGGCCACAGGUGGACUGUACCUUCAGGGGUAUAGUGUGAGUGAACAGGUCCUUAGCUUCAAGCAAUCUGUUAUUGAACUUAACCCACCAUCUGAAGAGUUGAAGACUUUUUACUUCUGUGCAGAGAAUGAAACAGAAAAUAAGCGUUGGAUUACAGCGUUGAAAGCCUCCAUUCGAAAAUGGCUCCCUUUGCACCAAGCCAUUGAAGACUUCAUGAACCGGCCUUUGGAGGAAACCAGAAUGUGA